AUGCAUACCUACGCUUUAUCUAUACCAACUAAGAAAAUGGAGCAAGUCAAUUGGCUUCCUCCAUUGAAAAACUAUAUAAGACUGAUCUAUGGUAAAGAAAACGAUUAUGAACAAGAUUUAGACGGAUUUAAUAAAUCGAGACAAGAUUUACUGGGAGUUAAUCCUUAUACUAUAGGAACUAAAUUGUACUAUAAAUAUUAUAGUCAAUUGGAAUUAUUAGAUUUAAGAAUACCUGUUAAUAGUGUAAUUGGUAAGAAACUCCAAUUUGUAUGGUAUGAUGCCUUCCACAAAACUAUUUCUCAUGAACAACAUUCAUUACCUUUUGAAAAGGCUAAUAUAUUAUUCAAUAUUGCUUCAAUCUUAAGUAAGGUCGGAGUUUAUAAAUAUGAACAAUCAAAAAGAAGUGUUGAUUCUGGUGAAGAUACCACUAAAGAAGCCAUUGAAUAUUUCCAACAAGCUGCUGGAGUAUUACAAUUUAUAAGUGAAAACUUCUUACAUGCACCUUCGGAUGAUUUGAGUCAAUCAAGUUUGAAUUUCUUGAAUAAGCUCAUGUUAGCUCAAAGUCAAGAAAUAUUUGUUUUGAAAGCAAUUAUCGGUGACUUGAAUCAAAGCAAGAAUUCAUUGAUUGCAAAACUUUGUUCAUGUACUUCUAAAUAUUAUUCGGAAUGUAACGGUAUGAUCGAUCACAAUGUUAAAGAAGGAGUUUCAACAUCUGAUUAUGAGGUUGUUGAUACUAAUGAAGAAUUUGAAGAUUUGGAAGAUAUUGUAGAUGAAGAAUCCCAAAAUCCCAAUGAUUAUAAAAUCACCAUUCAAUUAGAACCAUUUUGGAUAAGUUUAUUAACUUUCAAACAAAUUUAUUAUAAAUCUUUAGCAUAUUAUUUCCAAGGAUUGCAAUUAGAAGCUGGUAAGAAAUUUGGUGAUGCUAUUGGAUAUUUCACAAAAUCCCAACAAAUUUUGAAUGAAAUCAGUUCCGUUACUUUGAAUCAGAUUUCAAAAUCUCCAACAAAUGAAGCUUUUGAAGUGUUGGAUAACUAUAAAUUCCAUAAGGAUGCUUUAUCUAUCAAGUUGACUGAUUUAAACAAGGAUAAUGAUUUGAUUUAUCACGAUCCUAUUCCUUCUUUAGUUACAUUACCCGAGAUUAAACCUCUUGAUAGUGCUAGAAUGAUCCCAAUGAAUAAAAUUGAACUUUUCAAAGAGAUAAAUGAUCACAAUUAUGAGAAUUUCUUGAAGAAUGUGGUUCCUAUUGAUAUUCAUGAGUUAUUAAGUUAUUACUCUGAAGAGAAAUCUCAAUUUUUGAGGAAUGAACUUGAUAUGGUUGAUGUUUCUAAUGAAGAAUUAGCUUCUGUGUUGGAAUAUUUGAAAAUGCCCAAAGCUAUUGUCAAUUUAAAGGAAAUAAUCAAUGAAAAUACAGUUUCUAAAGAUUCAGAGGGUGGUAUUAGUAGUGAAAUUAUUCUGAAAGUUAAUGAAAUUGCUAGAAAUUAUUCUCAAGAUACAACCAAUAAGGAGAACAUCAUGAAUUUGAGGAAACAGAUCUACGCUACUAUCAACGAAAUUGAAUCUAAGAGUAACAACAGUAUGGGAGGCUCUCAAUAUAAAGAUGAAAUUAUCAAAUUGAAAAAAUCAUUGUAUGAUGCUACUAAUGCUGACGAGAAACUUUUGGGUUUGAUUAAUGUUGAAAAUUCCAAAUUAUAUGAUAUUUUGGGUAACGGAAGUAAUUCCAGAGAGUUUAAACAAUUAUUCGAAGUUCCUUCUUCUAAAGUCAAUUAUGACAAUGAGACUAGUUUGUUGGAUAUUAUUGACACUCCUCAAUCCAAUGGAUUAGAUUCACAAAUCAAAAAAAUUGAAGAUAUUUUGUAUGAUUUGAAUGUUAUUAAAGCUAAUAAACAAAAAUUGGUUGAUACUUUGAAGACAGAAAUUCACAAUGAUGAUAUUUCAGAUAUUCUUGUGUUGAAUAGUAAAGUCAAAACAAACAAUGAAAUUAAGAAUGUGAUAUUCCCUGAAGAAUUGAAAAAAUUCCAGCCUUACGCCAACGAAUUAGACAAUUUGAUCAACAAACAAAAAGAUUUCAUUGACAGUUUGAAAGAAAGCUGGGAUACGUUAUCAUCACAUCCUAAAGUUAAGGAUAUCCAAUCGUCUAAAACUUUCAAAGACACUCUUAUGGUUGACCAAGUUACGAGAAUUGAAAAAUUUUAUACCAAUAACUGGAAAAGAUACAGCGAAGGAUUGAAAAGAGGAGGCACUUUCUACGGUCAAUUAUUAUCAUUUGCUAAAUCUUUGAGAGAUAAAGUGAAUGCAAAUGAUGGUAUGAACGAGAGAUUUGCCAAUAUGAAUUUAAGUGCCAGUUCGACAGGACAAAAUUAUCAAGCUCCAUCACAGGGACAAAAUUAUUCACAACCCGGAUAUGCGCAACCUGGAUAUGCACAACCUGGAUAUUCACAAGGCCCAGCUACUACCGGGCCUCCCAGACCUCCACAGCCUUACCAGGCGCAAAUUUCACCCAUGAAUACCAGUUCGUUACAUCCUCAACAUACACCUCAAGCCACUCCAUAUCAAGGUUACCAACCAAAUUACCAGCCAAACCAACCACAAAACCACCUGCAAUAUCAAACACAGCCCCAGUUCUUCAAUCAGCCAAUGUUACAAAGGACUUCCACCAGUGGUUCUAGUGGAUAUGAUCGCGCAGCUCCAAGUUUACCACCAAAACAACCAAAUUAUUCCCAAACGGCCCCACAUAAUGGGGGAUAUCCUCAAUCUUCGAUACCACAAUAUCAAUCACCCCCAUCAAAUUCCCCAUAUGGUUCACAACCUCCCCAACAAUCUCAUUCUCAAUCUCAGUCGUCACAAAACAGCUUGAUUUAUGAUCAACCUUCCACUUACAAUCCUAACAUGUACAACUUUUUUUCCAAAGAAUAG
Molecule: messenger RNA, 2913 nt
Organism: Yamadazyma jaroonii
Lineage: Eukaryota; Fungi; Ascomycota; Pichiomycetes; Serinales; Debaryomycetaceae
Source: the annotation of a GenBank genome assembly